Molecule: messenger RNA, 1986 nt
Organism: Cucurbita pepo subsp. pepo (vegetable marrow)
Lineage: Eukaryota; Viridiplantae; Streptophyta; Magnoliopsida; Cucurbitales; Cucurbitaceae
Product: O-fucosyltransferase 39
Source: RefSeq, a predicted model, not a curated record
UGUCCAUGUGUGUGAAUCAGAUGCUUUUACUCUCAUCUGCCCUACUACUCCCUCUCAUUCUCUUAUAACCCAUUUCCAUUUCAAUCAAACCUCUCAUCUCCUUCAUUUCAAUCCAUUUCUGCUUGGGUUCGUGUUUUCGCUCGUCUCCCAGAUCUGUGGUGAUUUCGAGUUUUGUUGAUGGUUUUGGUUAUGGGACUCAAUUUUCAGUCCAACAGAGCUGGAGCUCUUGCUGGUGUUUUUGUGCUGCUUGUUCCAGUUUUUCUACCGGGUUUGUUUAGCCCUUUGGGGCAUGCUUCUCCUUCCACGUUCUCGGAAUGGAACACUCCAAAGCCCAGGCACUCGCGUCUGCUGAAGAGUGCUUUACAACGCCGAAGUUCAAAACUGGAUCAGUCUGAUUUAUGGGCUCCUUUGGCUGAUGAAGGAUGGAAGCCUUGUGUUGCUUCAAAAGCUUCCUCAGUACCAUGGAAGAGUGAAGGAUAUAUCCAGGUGUUUCUUGAUGGAGGGCUGAACCAACAAAGAAUGGGAAUAUGUGAUGCAGUAGCUGUUGCAAAAAUUCUAAAUGCAACCCUUGUGAUUCCCUACCUUGAGACUAAUCCUGUCUGGAAAGAUUCAAGUUCUUUCAUGGAUAUAUUUGAUGUAGACCACUUUAUUAAUGUGUUGAAGGAUGACAUUUCUAUAGUUAAAGAACUGCCAGCUGAAUUUUCUUGGAGUACUAGGGAAUAUUAUGCUACAGCCAUUCGGGCUACUCGAGUCAAAACAGCUCCUGUUCAUGCCUCAGCCAACUGGUAUCUUGAAAAUGUCUUACCGGUACUACAGAGCUACGGUAUCGCUGCCAUUGCACCCUUUUCACACCGUCUAACGUUUGAGAACUUGCCUGAUGAGAUACAAAGGCUGCGCUGUAAGGUCAACUUUCAAGCAUUAUUUUUUGUUCCUCAUAUCCGAGCACUAGGAGACGCUCUCAUCGGUCGGCUGCGGUAUCCUUCGAAUAAGAGUGGAGCAAAGGAGGCUAACCACCCAAGUAUGACCACUGUUGCAAAUGAUCAAGGUCCAUUGAAGUUUGUUGUUCUACACCUUCGAUUCGACAAGGACAUGGCAGCUCAUUCAGCCUGUGAUUUUGGCGGGGGGAAAGCUGAAAAACUUGCUUUAGCCAAAUAUCGUCAAGUGCUCUGGCAGGGAAGGGUCCUUAACUCUCAGUUCACGGACGAGGAGUUGCGGAGUCAGGGGCGUUGCCCAUUAACACCUGAAGAGAUUGGUCUGCUGUUGGCUGCUUCGGGUUUUGACAACAAUACUCGUCUAUAUCUGGCCUCCCACAAGGUAUAUGGUGGGGAAGCUAGGAUUUCGACUUUGCGGAGUCUUUUUCCAUUAAUGGAAGACAAGAAGAGUCUCACUUCUGGAAGUGAACUAGCCCAAAUCAAAGGAAAGGCUUCUUUGCUAGCUGCGGUUGAUUACUAUGUAAGCCUGCACAGUGACAUUUUUAUCUCGGCUUCUCCUGGAAAUAUGCAUAAUGCAAUGGUGGGUCAUCGCACGUACGAGAACUUGAAGACCAUACGACCAAACAUGGCAUUGUCGGGACAGCUUUUCAUGAACAAAAGCAUCAUUUGGUCAGACUUUCAGCAGGCUAUUGUUGAAGGCCACAAAAACAGACUAGGACAAAUAAGGUUGAGAAAGCCAAAGCAGUCAAUAUACACAUAUCCAGCUCCUGAUUGUGUUUGCCACAAUUGAAAUGAUGUUCUUAUUCCACUUUCUAUCACUAAAACAGACCAUGCGUAACGGUGUAAUACUAUUUGUAGUAGCGGUCCUUCUUUAUAUAUGGUAUUAUCAAUCGGAAGUUCCUCUCCUGUCAUCCUCAUCAUAUGAUGUUUCUAAAAACCAGGGCGAGGAACUAUCUUAGUUUUGUAAAGAUGUGUAGUAUGCUAUUCUCUUUGAUUAUCGACAAAUUAUCUCAAUGUAACGAGUUACUCCUGUAUAAAGAAUUGUUUAUGCAAA